This is a messenger RNA of Toxotes jaculatrix (banded archerfish), 747 nucleotides long. RefSeq names its product fibroblast growth factor 3 (gene fgf3). The transcript has 3 exons. Gene Ontology annotation, molecular function: fibroblast growth factor receptor binding; growth factor activity. Gene Ontology annotation, cellular component: cytoplasm. The coding region runs from base 8 to 736 and encodes 242 amino acids. The record is from RefSeq and is a predicted model, not a curated record. NCBI's taxonomy places the organism in Eukaryota, Metazoa, Chordata, Actinopteri, Toxotidae. Gene Ontology annotation, biological process: cell differentiation; positive regulation of gene expression; animal organ morphogenesis.
UGCCACAAUGCUGAUGAUACCUCUGCUGGUGUUGCUGAGCCUGUUGGAUCCCGUUAGUCCCCGGGCCCGCUGCGCCCCUGGCCAGGCUUGCGACCCCCGGCAGCGGAGGGACGCCGGGGGCCGCGGAGGAGUGUAUGAGCACCUCGGAGGAGCGCCGAGACGUAGGAAACUCUACUGCGCUACUAAAUAUCAUUUACAAAUCCAUCCUAAUGGGAAAAUAGAUGGCUCACUGGAGGAAAACAACCCAUUAAGCAUCAUGGAGAUCACAGCAGUAGAUGUGGGUGUCGUUGCCAUUAAAGGGCUUUUCUCUGGCAGAUAUCUGGCAAUGAAUGACAAAGGCCGGCUGUAUGCCUCGGAAGUGUUCAACAAAGAGUGUGAGUUUGUGGAGCGGAUCCACGAACUUGGGUACAACACUUACGCGUCCCGCCACCACUCCACUGAACAGCCACUGCCACCGCAAGGGGGUGGCAGUGGCAACAAGCGACGAGCCAGCGCCAAACGGCAGUGGUACGUUUCCAUUAAUGGUAAAGGCCGGCCACGGCGGGGCUUUAAAACCCGAAGCACGGACAAAGCCUCGCUGUUCCUGCCUCGGGUGCUGGGCAAUAAGGACCAUGAGAUGGUGAGACGGCUGAGAGACAGUGAGAGUGCACACCACCACGUGCAACACCACGGCAGCCGUGGCGAACGCAGAAGACGCCGGCAUCGUGCCAGAAAAGGAACAGUGCCGGAUGACUGAGCAGACUUUUA